Molecule: messenger RNA, 2079 nt
Organism: Macrobrachium nipponense
Lineage: Eukaryota; Metazoa; Arthropoda; Malacostraca; Decapoda; Palaemonidae
Product: NAD-dependent protein deacylase-like
Exons: 6
Coding region: 442-1371 (309 amino acids)
Cellular component (GO): nucleus
Molecular function (GO): protein-malonyllysine demalonylase activity; histone deacetylase activity, NAD-dependent; NAD+ binding
Source: RefSeq, a predicted model, not a curated record
GUAAUAUUGUUGCUGCUAUGUUUAGCAUAUUUUUCGGUAUCUUAAUUUGCAAUUUAAGCAGAUUAUAAUAGACAGAUGAGAAAACCGUGGACUACAGCUGGACGAGUACCUGAGACGGCCGAGAGCUGUCUCCGGUCAGCUGAUUAUCGUACGAUUGGCUUAACAUGCAACGUAAACAAACCAUCGUAAAGCACAUUUUCGCUUAUAGCCGUGAAUAAAAAUAAAAGAUUUUCAGCCAAGUUAAUUUCAUUCUGACAGAAGUAUACAGUACAACAGAUUUGAUUUAGGGUAUUGGACUUUGAAAUAUCUUUAUGAAAUCAUCUGGCAGUAGAAAGCAAAUGGCUAGGGUAUACAUAGGAUAGUAGGUAGUAGGCUACAUAGCUAGCUACCCUAUACUAGCCUAGGUACAACGAACGCAGUGAGAAAUUGUUGACUGAGUGAAUGGGUAUCUUAGGCCGGAUCAUCGCUACUUCGUCUUGCAGGGGUUUGUCAAGGAACCCCUUCAAAACGCUACCGAAUUCGUUAGGUCUACUGACAGUAAACACGCUUGUGAAGAUGCAGAACAAACGUCCCAGCUCUGACAUGGCAAAAUUUAAGGAGAUCUACAAGAAAGCAAAACACGUAGUUGUCCUAACAGGAGCUGGAGUAUCUGCAGAGUCUGGAGUGCCAACUUUCCGAGGAGCUGGAGGUUAUUGGCGCACUUGGCAAGCUCAAGAUUUGGCUAGUCCAUUGGCUUUUCACCGUAACCCUUCCUUAGUUUGGGAAUUUUACCAUUAUCGCAGAGAAGUCAUGCAAAGUAAACAUCCUAAUCCUGCACAUCUUACACUAGCAGUAGCUGAAAAGCAUCUUGAAGCUGAAGGACGUCGAUUAGUUGUUAUCACACAAAAUAUUGAUGAACUUCAUCGCAAGGCUGGGUCUGAAAAAAUAAUUGAACUUCAUGGGUCAUUGUUCCGCACACAGUGCACCAAGUGUGGUGAGGUCAAGGCAAACACAGACAGUCCUAUUUGUGAAGCACUUGCAGGAAAAGGAGCUCCAGAUCCAAAAGCUGAGGAUGCCAGAAUACCUGAAUCUGAAUUACCUAGGUGUAAGUCAUGCUCAGGUUUGCUGAGACCUGAUGUAGUGUGGUUUGGUGAGGGACUGGAUCCUGAAGUCUUGGAAAAGGCAGGUACUGAAUUGGAUAGUUGUGACUUGUGCUUGGUUGUUGGUACAUCAUCUGUUGUGUAUCCAGCUGCAAUGUUUGCCCCACAAGUUGCUGCUCGAGGUGUUCCUGUUGCAGAAUUUAACCUUGAAACAACUCCAGCCACAGAUUCAUUUGGAUUUCAUUUUGAAGGUCCGUGUGGAAGUACACUCCCAACUGCAAUUGCACCUUAAAUCUUUAGUCAAAGUAUUCAUUUAAAAACUGUACAUUAUAUGAUCCAGUUGCUUAAUAUGCAAGAGUAUGGUUAAAAAAUUGCUUACCUUAUUCAAAAUAAAGAAUUUUUGAAAAUUUAUACAUAUAUAUGGUCAAUAUAUCACCAGGUCUUACUUUUACCUUUUCAUUGGUGAUUAACACCUAUGGGUAAAAUAUACUACUGUCAUUUACACUGUACCACUAGAUUAUAGCUAAGUAUAAAAAAGAUUGGAAUAUAUGUUUAUUUUGAUCAUAUGGCCAGGUCUUAAUUUUUACCUUGGAGAUUAUAAUUUACACUUAUGCAUAAACUUUUCCCUCAGUUACGCUACCACUGGUGUAAAUUGGUAAAUAAAAAUUAAAACAUUUUAUGGAAAUACAUAUAUUAUGUAGUUGGUCAACAAAUCACCAUGUCUUAAUGUUAGGCUUUCCAGUUAUGAGUAACAUUUAUGGAUAACAUAUACCAUUAUAUUUUACCAUUAGUAUAGAUCAGAAAAUGAAAGAUAAUUUGAGGGAUAAUAGGCUUGGGAGUGGAGGCAGCCAACAUAGCUACCUCUCACAUACAGUAUAAUUCUUUUAUCAGUUAUUAUUAAGUUAUUAGUAAAGAUACAGUGCUAUUUGUUUUGGUUAUGAUUUCAACCUAAAUUGUUGCAUUUUGUAAAUAUUUAUAAAAUAAAAGCUGAAAACAUGAA